AUGGAUGCCGGCUUUACCAAGUCAACAGAAGUCCUCUCUGGGAUGGCCCGUCGCACAUUAAUUGACCAGUGCGGGUAUCGCCCGCGGGAGAUCAUGGUAUUCGGGUUUGGGCAAGGUGGGAUGGCCGGGUUAGCUUUGGCGCGGGAGCUCGGGAUCGAGAGUAAGGGUUCUGGCGAUGAAGCCUGGAAUGGAGAGGUUGGGCCGCUUUCUGGUGUUGUUUCUAUCGGUGCGCCGUAUUCUGUUGAUGGGUCGAGGGUUGGUAAGAACCGGUCGCCUGUUCUGCUUGUUGCCGGUAGGGAUUCGGUUGCUGUUUCGGAUGAUGCUGUGCGUAGGACUAAGUUGGUCUUUGAGUUUGUUGAGGUUAGUCGGUAUGCGCGGAGGGGCGAUAGCAUGCCUUCUUCUAGGGAAGAGAUGUUGCCUAUUAUGCAGUUCUUUGCUAGGACGCUGAGGAGUAGGCAAGGUGUUCCUGAGGGGAGUGUGGAGUUGAGUUGA
Molecule: messenger RNA, 492 nt
Organism: Penicillium antarcticum
Lineage: Eukaryota; Fungi; Ascomycota; Eurotiomycetes; Eurotiales; Aspergillaceae
Exons: 1
Coding region: 1-492 (163 amino acids)
Source: RefSeq, a predicted model, not a curated record